UCCUAUAGUAUUUGAUAGAUAAUUGUUUAUGCAUACAAGUUGCAAGUGAUACGUACUUUCAAUAUAAACUGAGGUUUCAAAAAAUCCAUAUCCAAAAACAUGAUCCCCUGCCUGAAAUUCACCGAUUUAAUUAGUCUCCCUUUGCCAUUUGCCUUGUUUUAGCUUUUCAGUUGCAUUCUCAGCUUGUUUUAAUCUCCUUUAUGAUCUUCUAUUUCGAGCAUUAAUCAGCUAGAUGGCGAAUACAGAGACAAUAAGAACGAUAGUUGGAAUUAUUGGAAAUGUUAUAUCUUUCUUCCUCUUCCUAUCCCCUGUGCCAACGUUCAUUAAAAUAUGGAAAUUAAAGACGGUGAUGCAAUUUAGACCAGAUCCUUAUGUUGCUACUGUUCUAAAUUGUGCAGUGUGGAUAUUUUAUGGAAUGCCCUUUGUUCAUCCAGAUAGCCUACUGGUCAUCACCAUUAACGGCAUCGGUCUUGUUAUAGAAUUAAUUUAUGUCUCAAUCUUCUUUAUCUAUUCCGAAUGGCCAAAACGUCGGAGGAUUAUAAUUGCUUUGAUAAUUGAAGUAAUAUUUGUGGCGAUUGUCGUUUUCGUGACGCUUACGUUCCUCCAUGAUACCAAGUCCAGAUCCAUGCUUGUUGGAAUAUUAGCUAUCAUUUUCAAUAUUCUUAUGUACACUUCGCCCCUUACCGUCAUGCAUCGAGUCAUCAGCACCAAGAGUGUGAAAUACAUGCCAUUUUUUCUGUCACUUGCAAAUUUUGCCAAUGGAUGUAUUUGGUUCGCCUAUGCAUUCCUCAAAUUUGAUAUCUACAUCUUGGUACCUAAUGGUCUGGGAGCGUUAUCUGGAGCAAUUCAGCUCAUCCUUUAUGCAACAUAUUAUCGCUCCACCAACUGGGACGAUGAUGGAAAGUCAAGUGAAAUUGAACUUCCAGGGAACACCACACCCUAAUUUAGUUCAAUUUAGGAUUUAAGUUAGAUUUACCGAUAGUGUAACAACAACAACAUAUCCAGUAAAAUCCCACUAGUGGGGUCUGGGAAGAGUAGAGUGUACGCAGACCUUACCCCUACCCCGAAAAGGGAUUUACCGAUAGUGUAAGGAAUUUUUAAUUAUUAUCAGUACAAUUAGCGUAUUAUAGCAGGUUGCUUACUACUUUUCUAGGCUACCAGUCAAUUAUCAGAGAGAGUUCAUUAUCUCCGUGUAAAUGCAGUUUCAGCGGCUUGAUUGUGUAAAUAAUUUAUGCUUUUAGCUUCUUGUUUUGUUUCUACACAUUAGGAAUUGUGCUAUCAAAGUAGAAAAC
This is a messenger RNA of Nicotiana attenuata, 1292 nucleotides long. RefSeq names its product bidirectional sugar transporter SWEET5-like. Lineage: Eukaryota; Viridiplantae; Streptophyta; Magnoliopsida; Solanales; Solanaceae. Bases 233 to 943 code for a protein of 236 amino acids. The record is from RefSeq and is a predicted model, not a curated record. Gene Ontology annotation, molecular function: sugar transmembrane transporter activity. Gene Ontology annotation, biological process: carbohydrate transport. The transcript has 6 exons. Gene Ontology annotation, cellular component: membrane.